GACGCCAAAUGGGCUCUCUGUCAGGAAGGCAAUCCUAGCGCUAAGGCGUGACGUCAUCAUUCAGCGCCGCUGGGGAAGGAAAGCCCCGCGAGCGGCGCCGGCCGGAAGGGGAGGGGUGUUUGGCUUGGUUUCCUGGCGACACAGCUCGGCGGCCAGUUGCUUCUCUGGCUGUUUUCCUUUUAUCCUUCCUGCCGCGUGAGCGAGGUCGUCAUGUCUUGGUUGCUCUCAGCAGCUAAGCUGGUUCCCGCCGUAGCAACCGCCCGCUGCCUCUCAGGAUUCAUGUCAUGUUCUCAGCGAAGGUACUCCCUCCAGCCCAUCCCACAGAGGAGAAUUCCAAACCGAUACUUAGGCCAGCCCAGCCCCUUCACACACCCACACCUCCUUAGGCCAGGAGAGGUGACGCCAGGACUAUCUCAAGUGGAAUAUGCACUUCGCAGACACAAACUAAUGUCUCUGAUUCACAAGGAAACACAAGGGCAGAGUGGGACAGACCAGACGGUGGUUCUGCUGUCCAACCCUACAUACUACAUGAGCAAUGAUAUCCCCUAUACUUUCCACCAAGACAACAAUUUCCUGUACCUGUGUGGAUUCCAAGAGCCCGAUAGCAUUCUGGUCCUUCAGAGCCUCCCUGGCAAGCAGUUACCAGCACAUAAGGCCAUGCUUUUUGUACCUCGGAGAGACCCUAGUCGAGAACUUUGGGAUGGCCCACGAUCUGGCACUGAUGGAGCAAUAGCUUUAACAGGAGUGGAUGAAGCCUAUACACUAGAAGAAUUUCAACAUCUAGUACCAAAAUUGAAAGAUGAGACAAAUAUGGUCUGGUAUGACUGGAUGAGGCCCUCUCACGCACAGCUUCACUCUGACUACAUGCAGCAUCUGACUGAGGUCAAAGCCAGGAGCAAGAAUAAGGUCCGGGCUGUCCAGCAGCUGGUACAGCGCCUCCGGCUGAUCAAAUCUCCUGCAGAAAUUGAGCGAAUGCAGAUUGCUGGGAAGCUGACAUCACAGGCUUUCAUAGAGACCAUGUUCGCCAGCAAAGCUCCUGUGGAGGAAGGCUUUCUCUAUGCUAAGUUCGAAUUUGAAUGCCGGGCCCGCGGUGCGGACAUCUUAGCCUACCCGCCUGUGGUCGCUGGAGGUAAUCGGUCCAACACUUUGCACUAUGUGAAGAAUAAUCAGCUCAUCAAGGAUGGGGAAAUGGUGCUGCUGGAUGGAGGUUGUGAGUCUUCUUGCUAUGUGAGUGACAUAACCCGGACCUGGCCUGUCAAUGGCAGAUUCACAGCACCUCAGGCAGAACUCUAUGAAGCUGUUCUAGAGAUUCAGAGAGAUUGUCUGACGCUCUGCUCCCCUGGGACAAGCUUGGAGAACAUCUACAGCUUGAUGCUGACACUGAUAGCCCAGAAGCUGAAGGAGUUGGGGAUUGUGAAGAACAUUAAGGAAAAUAAUGCCUUCAAGACUGCUCGAAAAUACUGCCCUCAUCACGUUGGCCAUUACCUCGGGAUGGAUGUCCACGACACCCCUGACAUGCCCCGUUCCCUCCCUCUACAGCCUGGUAUGGUAAUCACAGUAGAGCCAGGCAUUUAUAUUCCAGAGGAUGACAGAGAUGCCCCAGAGAAGUUUCGUGGUCUUGGUGUACGGAUUGAAGAUGAUGUAGUGGUGACUCAGGACUCACCUCUCAUCCUUUCUGCAGAUUGUCCCAAAGAAAUGAAUGACAUAGAACAGAUAUGCAGCAGGGCCUCUUGACCCUCACUGCAGCCCACGUGCAGCUCAGGUUCAAAGGGGGUGUUUGUUCGCAUCUGUGCGCAUGUCCUGAGUGUGUGUGUCUCUGUGUGCACACUUAUACACGUGUUCUGUUUGGGAGUGUGGCAACUGUAUGAAUGUAUGUAAUUGUGUGUGAUCUUUCUUUGUUGUAAGUAUCUAGAAGUCUGGAAAAUUGAAUUUUUGAACUGGAUGUUACUACAACUUCAGUAACAUUAACUCUGUACAGUUAAUGACCAAGGCAGUUUGAAUUUUUAAAUGUAAAGAAAAAUCGUGGUUACAUAUCUCCAUGCAUUCCAGUUAACACAAUUAAAUAUACAGAAACUUUUCUCCUUCUCUCCAGGUCUUUCCCUUUCUGUACUUUGGCUAAGAUCUACCUAAUGUCAUAAGAUGUUUAUGAUGCUUGUAUUUUGAGCUAACCACCAGUGUCUCUGCCUAUACUAAAAACCACCUGUCAGUGAUUGUGGGUGGCUAGUACAUACCUUCCAUAACUCCUGUCCAUUUUUUCCAGAUCCUACGUCUCUACUGGAGCCAUAUGAGCCCUUGUGGGCACUGGUGUCCUGCAGUCCCACCAUUCAGCUCUAAUCCAGAUUCUAGCAACACUAACUAUUAAAACAGUUUUGAGUUUUUCUCGCUAUUUGGCUGCCUAUGGCCUGGAAGAUGUUUAGACUCUUGAUAAGGGAAGAGAUGGAAGAGAAAGAAAAACAUAUGUGUCUUCUGUAGAUCUAGACCUCUGUCCAUCUGUUCUCAGGCUGAAGAUGAUUCCUAUCCCAGGCAUCCAUGCUUUCUUGAUAGAUUCUUAGUGCACUGACCCUUAUGGCACACCCUAGAAGCUGCCGCCCUGGGGAAAAGGUAGAUCCUCUCCUUAACCCUCUUGAAGUCAGAGGAAUGGCACCCACGUUUCAGAGAGAUGCUCCUGUUACAAUUCUGUAGUUUCCUCUAGUGCAAAAUGCAGAACUCACCAAGAGUUCACCAAGAACAUCCUGUGAUCCUUUCAUUUCUCUAUGAAAUGAGAAGCCCUGGAAGGACAGUAGGAAGGAGUCAUAUUUCCCUCAACACGGCACUGGCUGCAGUCAUACAAGAACUCAGUUUGCAGAAUGAACAGGGCUAGAGUGUCACAGGGAGCUUCUGUCCUAGAAGUAGUGUGUUCACCUCCUUUAAACCUGGAUAUGGCCCAAGAUGUACAGAACCUGCUGGUCGUUAGAGCGUAAAGUCAAGGGAUUUUAAGAAAGAAACAGGCAAGGGGAUUAACACUUGGUGUUAGAUAUUUGCCCAUCUUACCAGGAAAACCCAAGGUACACAGCCAAAAGCAGACACCCGGCAUCAUCAGGGGACAAAGAUCAUGUUAUAAAUCAGUGAUACACACGGUGUCCUGCCAGUGCUCACCCUCGAAUGCUUGGCUCUGCUAAGCAGCUGUGGGAAUGGAUGGCCACACAGCCGGAGUCUCGUCCCCGGGCCUGUCCUCCCCCCUCCCUCCAACUUCUCAGCCCUGUGCUACUUUCUAAAAGAAGGGGACUGAAAAUAAAUCCACAACUUCUCACCCUCUGGGCUUCUGUGGCCCCAACAACCCUUUCCUUGGAUUGAGUUUCCUUUGUUCAUUUACAAUACUGAAAUAAGGAAUUUCCUUUUCUGGCUAUAAAUCGUUUUCAGUAGUCUUCAACUUUCUAAGUAAAAGCCCAGUGACUUUUAUGUAUAGCGUCAUACCUGGACAUGAAACAGACUUCUGGUUAGAACCUAGUCAAGUUCUGCAGCUGUCGCGAGCCACAGAAUGGCUGUUGCAGAAUUCUUCUGGUGAUUUUUAGUCCCUGGCCCAAGUAUAUUGUCCUUUGAGUCCCAGAUUAACUUCAGUAGCUAAGCAUCGGAUCAGACUGUCAGCACCAUCAAGAGCUGGCCUAGUGUUUCUGGGCCGCCUGAUAUAUUCGGGAUUUGUUAAGCAGAUAGUGGUGCACAGUGCAAGAAUGUCACACAUUCUUAGCCACACCGCAGACAUGCCCCACAUUUCCUCCAUGUCGAAGUCUCAUACACCGGCCUCUCCGAAUGAAAACCUUAAUUCUCAGAAAUCCUUCAAAUGUUACACUAGGAUUUUUCUCCCUCAGUUGAAGAGAGAUGGUUGGGUCAUUGAUGAUGCAUACCAUCUAAAUGAAGGAAGCACUUCCAGAUAGCCUCUGCCACAUCCUUUUGUGUGUUUGUCUCAGGAACUGCUCUUUUUCUUCCUACUCAACAAACAGACUGUUUAUUUAAAACACAGGAGUAGAAAUACUGGAGUAGAAACCCUCCUCUUCCCAUAGUCCUCAUAUCCAAAUUAGGAAGGUACUCCUCAUGAGAUGACUUAAAGUUCUCUUUGUGUCUUCUUUUAAAACUUGGUUAUUUUUUCACUAAGCUUUGUAACAAGGUCAGAAAGGGAAAAAUCCUACCAUAGACAUUAUAUCUUAAUUUGAGAUAAAGAUUCAUAAAAUAAGAAAACCCAAGAUAAAGACAUUGUAACUCAUUAAAAUAGGAAAAUUGAGCUGUUAUAUUUUUCAGAGCUUAGAUAACCAACACCCUCCUUUAGCUUUCUUGAUAAUACAAAGAUUACAGAUCUGAUGCAGGAGUGCUGGCUCCCCUUCCCCCAUGUCUGUGUGAGAGAUCACAAGUAAGGCAUGGGGACUGCCCACCAGGUCAGCGGUGACCUCAGAGUCCUUUGGAACACUGUGUUUCCAAUAACCGCUACCAAUAAAACAAAGUUGGGAUCUGAGUCAGAACCUGUCUGCCACCCCUCAGUUGGCAUAUGAUCAACAAUAAUGUAGUGUGUGUGUGUGUGUGAGUGUUAGAAAAUAAGUGAGGACCCAGGGUGGUGGCAGCAUAAAGGACCCUCUUGGAAGAGGUUUUUAUGAUGUUAAUUUCUUUUUUUUUUUUUUUUUUUUUUUAAUUUUAGUUUCCUGAGGUGGGAAUCUGUCACCUAAAACUUAAGCUGAUAGGGUUAUAUUUUAAGCCUGGGAAAAUAUACUUCAAGCUGAAGUGUUU
Panthera uncia (snow leopard) is the source of this 4752-nucleotide messenger RNA. It is a transcript of the gene XPNPEP3, whose product is annotated as X-prolyl aminopeptidase 3. The record is from RefSeq and is a predicted model, not a curated record. NCBI's taxonomy places the organism in Eukaryota, Metazoa, Chordata, Mammalia, Carnivora, Felidae. Gene Ontology annotation, cellular component: mitochondrion. Gene Ontology annotation, molecular function: metalloaminopeptidase activity; manganese ion binding. The transcript is spliced from 10 exons. The coding region runs from base 211 to 1734 and encodes 507 amino acids.